This is a messenger RNA of Actinia tenebrosa (Australian red waratah sea anemone), 2053 nucleotides long. Its product is annotated as angio-associated migratory cell protein. Gene Ontology annotation, molecular function: protein binding. Lineage: Eukaryota; Metazoa; Cnidaria; Anthozoa; Actiniaria; Actiniidae. The record is from RefSeq and is a predicted model, not a curated record.
GGAGUUACUGUGCAAAUACUCCAUUUAUAUCAUCCAUGUGUAUUACCACACGAGUAUAGCCCUUUAGAAUGGAUCCACCGGAUAAUGAAGACGAAGGAGUUGGAGAUGAAGAACUGGUGGAAGUCGUAGAUGCAGAAGACGAAGGUUUUGAAGAUGAUGGAGGCGAAGAUGAUUUGGCAUUUGGAAUGGAAGAGAUUGAUAUUGCUGAUAAUGACAGUGGUGAAGGUGACGCAGAUGUGGAAAUAGUGGAUAAUUCAGUUGUUACCUUUGCCAAACAUACUGCAUCUGUGUUCUCAGUGUCCAUUGAUCCUGAGAACAGCUCUCUUGUGGCAUCUGGUGGUGAAGAUGACAAGGCUUAUGUAUGGAAAAUAGCUGAUGGAGAACUAGCAUUUGAAUGUAAAGGUCAUAAAGAUUCAGUGACAUGUACUGCCUUCAGUCAUGACUCUAAGUUUGUCUGUACUGGUGAUAUGAGUGGUGUUAUCAAGGUGUGGGAUACCCAGAGUGGUCAGGAAGUGUGGAACUUUGAAACUGGUGGAGAUCUUGAAUGGUUAGAAUGGCACCAGUUGGCUCAUGUUCUUUUGGCUGGUACAGCUGAUGGUGAUGUGUGGAUGUGGAAGAUACCAAGUGGUGACACCAAAACAUUCCAGAACCAUGGAUGUCGAACAAGUUGUGGACUAUUCAUGAACGAUGGAACAAGAGCUAGUGUUGGCUAUGCUGAUGGGACAAUCAAAGUUUGGGAUUUAAAAAAGGGAACACCAAUUUUCCAUUUAUCAGAUAGUACAUGCCAUAAAGGAACUGUAACCUGCAUGGCUGCCCAUAAUUGUGAUGUUCUUCUUGCAACAGGAGCUGAGGACUCAUUCUGUAAACUUAUUAAUUCUAAUACUGGCAAGGUGCUUGCAACACUUAAUGCAGGAUUUCCAGAACCACAAGAAGAGAAUCCACCAUCCAUUGAAGCUGUUUCGUUUUCAAAUACCCUUCCAUUACUUGCUACUGGAUCAUUAAGCGGUGUGAUGGCAUUCUGGGAUGUUCCAACUCACAGACUCCGACAACAAUGUAAACAUCCAGCUACUGUAGUUAGUCUUAAAUGGGACCCAACAAAUCCUGUCAUUUAUUCCUGUUGUUUGGAUGGUAUUGUACGCAUGUGGGAUAGUAGGUCAGGGAGUUGUGAAAGAGAAUGGCAAGGACAUAAUACUGAGGUUCUUGACCUAGCAGUAUCAAGAGAUGGAAAUAAACUAGUCACAGGAUCAGGAGAUUCCACUGCUAAAGUUUUUAAUGUACAAGUGCCUGCAAGAUGAUAAUCCAACUGUGCAAACCAAUCAUAUCAAGCUUAUAACUUGUCAGUCAUGCACAUGACACACCCUUAUUUUCUUUGCUGGCUUGAAGGCUAUGUUAUACUAAACACUCCUUGCAAUAUGCAAAACUAUUGCAUGUCAAUUUGCAGGUCAAGUGUUGCAUGAAAUGAGAAAUGAAAGCAAUGCUAGCAGUGCAAGCUUCAAGAGUAAAGCACAAGAUUGUCCAAUACCGUGACAUCAACAUUUUGAGUUGCAAAGAAAAUUUGGGAUGUCCGACUACCUGCAAUAUAUGCGAUGAUUUCUCAGUCCUCAUCACCUUCCAAGUUCGAGAAAAAUUGCCUUGUCUUUCAGUAUGGGAAAUUCGAAAUAUCACAAAUAAUGUAACAGAAACAUCACCAUUCUUUUAAAUUUUUAAUGAUUCCUGCUCUAGAAAACACACACAAGGUGACUAUUUAAUUUUGCCAUAAAACUAAAAAGAAAUUUGUAAUGUAGAAGUGUCUAGAUUAUUUGUUUUAUUGUAUAAUCAUAUUUUCAAAGUUAAAAUAAAUAAUAAAUAUGCUAAAUCAUAGUCAAUAAUAAAUGAAAAUAACCAGAUAGUUUGUUUUAUUUCAUUAUGCCGGGAUAACUGGUAAUAGAAAGAGUAAGGAUUUCAACAUGACAAAAAAGGGAUAUUCAGAUAUCCAAAGGCUAUUGCUUAUGAUUAUGUAAUCCAUACCUCGUUAUAUUAUACAUUAUGGAUAUAAAAAGUGAUGUAUCUUAAA